AUUACGGAUCUUCGGAGGUCCUCAUUUAUUUUGAAUUUCGUAGAUCGAUUCCUGUAGCACACACAUAUGCCUUACACAUGUUUAGAAGAGGGCCGUAAACAAACGUGGGAAGAUCAUUUGCGCGGAAAAUCGCUGCCGACCCGUAGCGAUGAGCGCGCAAGCAUAUAUAGAAAUGGGGAUGCUGCAGAGCUGUCAACGGUGAAGGCCAUCGAGAGUGAGAGUGAGAGAGGGAGGGAACGGAAGCCAACAGGAUACCGUCUUAGUCUUACUAUUCACCAUGGAAGGCUGCUGUCUUGUAAGGAAGCUUUCGUUUUAUAUCUCCCUGACAGAUCACUGACAUCGAGUCAAAUUGUUGCAGGCCAAGCAGGAGUCCCCGCUUUCUUGUUCUCCAUGGAGCACAUGGUUCUCCACAGCAGGAGUUCGAAUUUGAUGCUUCUUUUUACUUUCGUUUCGGCGCACAGCGCUUAUUCUUUUCUCUUCCACAGAAGAACCCCGGAUUUCGCACGGAGAACUGAUGGCGAAUAUGAUGAAUCUGGCGAAUCUGAUAGCUAGUGCCUCCAUCCAUGGUCAGGCCCUGAAAUUGCCUAAAGUCCGCCGCAGGAAGGUCGAUGAUUGGGGAAUGGCUGUUUCGAAGCAGCAUGACCAUUGGGGAGGACUUUGAACUUGAAUUCGCUGGGCAGAGCAAGUGCAUGAGCAGAAACCGACCUUCAUGGUAGACUAUGCGAGAGAGAGAGGCAGGGGCUGGGGAAAACAUUCGGAUUGGC
Molecule: messenger RNA, 764 nt
Organism: Gamsiella multidivaricata
Lineage: Eukaryota; Fungi; Mortierellomycota; Mortierellomycetes; Mortierellales; Mortierellaceae
Exons: 1
Source: RefSeq, a predicted model, not a curated record